AGAAUUCUCUCUUUGGACCUAUAUAUCCGUCUAUCUAUCUAUAGUGUGGGAUGCUCAAAACCCAAGUAUACACAUCUUAGCUAGUACAAAUAUGAACUGUUUCUAAUCUUCCUGGUUACUCUAGUGCAGCAAGCUAUACAUUUGCGAACUUAAGAAGAAGUUAGCUACAUCAGUCAAAAUGAGCAUGAUAGUUACCAAGUUUGGUCCAUGGGGAGGACCAGGCGGAGAUUAUAGAGACGUUCAGGUGGCUCCUUAUCGGCUCGUUCGCCUAACAAUCCGCAGCGGAGACACCGUCGACGGGAUCUCCUUCACCUACAUCGGCAACGAUGGUCUCGUGUACCACAUGGGUCAUUGGGGUUCCGAUGGUGGUGUUCCGCAUGAGAUUCAUCUCGGCCUUAUGGACUUUGUGAUGGAAAUCUCUGGCACAACGGGCAUGUGGGUCAGUGGAAUGAGUAACGUCCUACGAUCACUCAAGAUCACCACCUUGAAAAGGACUUAUGGGCCAUACGGCAACCCUAAAGCUGGGAUCCCUUUUAGCUUCUCAGUUGAUGGCAGUGAUCGGAUCACUGGCUUUUUCGUACGCGCUGGCUUUAUAACCGAUGCAAUUGGAGUCUAUGUUCGUCACUGCUAGAGUUUUAGGCUAGAAAAAAUACCCAUGCUUUACAACGGGUGAAGGUUAUUUUAUUGUUAUAUGAUUUAGUUAAGGUGAAAUUCACUGUGGGAAUUCACUUGGAUAUAUAUUUUUCUAAAAAAUCAUGAGCUGCAAUUAAGAGUCCGAUCAUCUUAAGUUAGUAUGUGAGUUUUUUUUAAGAAAUAUAUUAUACGACUCCUUCCGUAUUUCCAAAAGCGAACGGGCUUAAAACCCGACUCAAAUACGGAUCUAUAUUUUCAAAAUAAAAUGAACUUAAAAACCAACUCUAUAUAUAGAUGACAUACCAAAGCAAAAAUAUCUUCAAAUUUUAUAUUACUAUAGAUAAUGAAAUGAAUCUCGAUCUUUGCCGCACUGAAAAGCUACAGCCGCUGCUAGCUACAUAGUUAUCCACAUUUUCAAAGAUAAGUUUUUUACUCGAUUAAUUUCUCAGUGCCUCUAGCCGGGUGGGUGCCGGAAGUAGUUUCUACCCAUGUAGUGAUGUAGACAUACCAGCAUGCAAGGACAAUAUUGGUUCUCCAACAAUUAUAGUUCAAUAGAUUUAAGUGAAAUGUAAUAAACAGUGCGACAAUAUAUUAAGUGAAGUAUUGGAUUAGACAUAUUAGUCGUCAACCUGUGAGUUGCACAUGUGGAAAUAUUUAAAUCAAAUUGAAUCA
Oryza sativa Japonica Group (Japanese rice) is the source of this 1305-nucleotide messenger RNA. RefSeq names its product horcolin. The record is from RefSeq and is a predicted model, not a curated record. Gene Ontology annotation, molecular function: carbohydrate binding. NCBI's taxonomy places the organism in Eukaryota, Viridiplantae, Streptophyta, Magnoliopsida, Poales, Poaceae.